Seminavis robusta is the source of this 576-nucleotide messenger RNA. NCBI's taxonomy places the organism in Eukaryota, Bacillariophyta, Bacillariophyceae, Naviculales, Naviculaceae. The record is from the annotation of a GenBank genome assembly.
AUGAUGGUGACCCGACCAGACCUGUGCAACAAUGACAGAACCUUUGGCUUGCCCGCAACUGAAGCCCUGGAAAAGACAAAUCGCAUCGACGAUGUCUCGCUGUCACUUCUAGAGAACCUGGCAGAUGAAAGCAUCCAAACCGGCAUUGCGAUCAUCGACAGCGAUUUGUUUCCUCGGUUAGAAUGGUCUUGUUGCUUGGACAAAGAGCACGACCAGGAUGAUCUCAGGCUUUCUGAGAUUGCUCAACGAACCGAGCGUUUGCGCCUCAAAUUCAACAAGCGCAAAAAUUGCACAGGUCUGCUCCGCUCCAUGUCCCUUCCGUGCCUGUCUUCGACGUUGGAAACCACAAUGUCCGCCAAAGGAGGCUUGAGGGCAAGCACUGGUGGGCUUCCCACCAAGAAACCAAGGUUGGCCUUGGCUGAACCUCGUUUGGCUCCUCUGGCCUGUUCCACUAAACACUCCUCCACUUGUUCUAUGAUACACCGCAUGUGUGCGAAACGCUGCGCUGACUCUUGGCGUCCGAAGUAUGUCGCGCCCGCUACGAAGCUUGGUUGCCCCUUUCCUCACUGUCCAUAA